Molecule: messenger RNA, 1432 nt
Organism: Vitis riparia (riverbank grape)
Lineage: Eukaryota; Viridiplantae; Streptophyta; Magnoliopsida; Vitales; Vitaceae
Exons: 1
Coding region: 1-1314 (437 amino acids)
Source: RefSeq, a predicted model, not a curated record
AUGGCAGGCAUCAGCAUCAUCUCCACUACUACAGUCGUACCGGCGAGUCAGAACGAGUCAACUCAGAGGAUUGAGUUAACUCCAUGGGAGCUUCAGCUUCUUCUCCUUAGUUCCAUCCAACAGGGUCUCCUCUUUCUCAAGCCUUCAACCCCACCACAAGAGAAUAGCAGCAUCAUAGAUCAUUUGAAAACCUCUCUCUCUCGCACUCUAGACUCGUUCUACCCACUGGCCGGCCGCCUUGGCGCCACCGUAAACGACGACAAUACUACUAGUUUCUUCAUCAACUGUAAUGGCGCCGGAGCUCAGUUUGUCCAUGCUGCUGCGCAUGACGUCACCGUGGCCGAUGUCCUUGAGCCUGCCUAUGUUCCUCGAAUCGUCCUUUCCUUUUUCCCACUCCAUGGAGUCCGCAACUCUGCAGGCGUCUCCGAGCCACUCCUUGCAGUGCAAGUGACUGAGCUUGUUGAUGGGAUCUUUAUCGGUUGCACUGUCAAUCACAUGGUUGCAGACGGCACUUCCUUCUGGCAUUUCUUCAAUUCAUGGUCAGAAGCCUCUCGGAGUUCCAAUAACAUAUCCCUUCCUCCUAUUUUCAAGCCUUGGUUUGUGGAUGAUACCCACUACUCCAUACAAAUUCCUCAGUCGGCACUAGUCUCUGCUAUACCCACUACGCCACCGUUGCAAGAAAAAGUUUUCCACUUCACAAAAGAAAAAAUCGCUACGCUCAAAGCAAGAGCUAAUGCAGAAAUGGGCACCGACCAAAUCUCCUCUUCGCAAGCCCUCUUGGCCCAUCUUUGGCGAUCCGUAAUUCGUAACAGGGGUCUUGCAGAGGAUCAAGAGACUAGAUAUAACUUCCCAAUAGGUAUCAGACCAAGGCUGCGUCCACCAUUGCCCCAGCAAUAUUUUGGGGUUGCAGUUCAGCCCGGAACCGUAACGAUGAAAGCGGGUGAGUUGUUGGAGUUGAGUUUGGGUCAUGCGGCUUGGCAGGUGAACAAGACUGUCGCUGCCUACACUGAAGAAGGAGCCACCAAAUUCUUGGAAUCUUGGGUGAAGAACCCCAAGCUGCUUGGAGGUGGGACAACGAUGAUUAAUGAUUCUUUGUACAUGAGCAAUUCUCCGCAGUUCCAUGUGUAUGGUGCUGAUUUUGGAUGGGGAAAGCCAGUUGCGGUUAGAAGUGGAUGUGGGAACAAGUUGGAUGGAAAGACUACCUUUUUCCCGGGAUCUGAAGAAGGAAGCAUCGAUAUCCAGGUUUGCUUAUCGCCGGAGACCUUGGAGGCUAUGAUGGAAGAUGCAGAGUUCAUGGAGGCUGUCACCAUUUGAUCUUAAUUUCUUUGUAUAGAAUCUUAGGGCUUGUCUCCUCUGUGUGAGCUGCUUUCAUACGCUGGAGCUUAUCUUUGACAUCAACAAUGGAGUUUCGUUUUGGUUCAAUUUCCAUCCA